Messenger RNA from Archocentrus centrarchus (flier cichlid), 643 nucleotides. RefSeq names its product transcription elongation factor SPT5-like. NCBI's taxonomy places the organism in Eukaryota, Metazoa, Chordata, Actinopteri, Cichliformes, Cichlidae. The record is from RefSeq and is a predicted model, not a curated record. The transcript has 3 exons. The coding region runs from base 131 to 643 and encodes 170 amino acids.
CUCCCUUAGGUUCCCUGCUGCAGAUUAUGAACACCAAGGCAACUACAGCUGUGAGUACGAGGUCACCGUGUCCACGCAGACGUUCAGAUCUCCAGCAGCGCAGAUUAGUGUCAUCAUUAAAUUGCCUUUGAUGCUGCUGGCGUCCUCGGUAUCUGCUGGAAUCGUGCUGCUGCUGCUGCUGCUGCUGCUAGUGGUGUGUCUGGUGUACAGGAGAAGACGACCGGCCAAGAAACCUGAACCCCUCAUCCAAACUCAAAUGACCGUCCGAGUCGGGAACGAUUACAUGUUUUCAGACAACGAGGAUGAUGAUGAAGACUACGUGAAUGUUGAUCUUGUGAACACUAAUGAAAAUAUCAAAGGGGGAGCUGCAGGAGUAGAAGGGAGUGAUGACUAUGAGGAGCCAGUGAGCGAUGAUGAUCAUGAUUAUGAGGAAGCAGGCCCAAAUGAUAAUUGCAAAAAGCCCAAGGAGGCCUGUGUGAGUGUAGAUAGUCACAGAGAAACUGAAGCUGAGGAUGAUGAGGAAACUAGUGAUGAAGACAAGAUUUAUGAGAAUGUAUCCUCACCAUCACCAAGUGUGGAUAAGGUUGAAGAAGAGGAAAGUAGUGAUGCAGACAACAUUUAUGAAAAUGUAUCAGCACCAUAA